AUGAGGAGAUUUCAUGCAAUGGACUUUUCAAAAGAUAUAAUUUUUGUUGACUCAAGUGGGUCAUGUGACCAAACAAAUACAGUUGUUACAUUUUUUUUUGGAUCAUCCAAAAUUGGGGGCAUACCUAUGGGCGUGGUUCUUUAUACUGGUCAAAGCCAGGACAAUUAUACGUCAGCAUUUGAACUUCUUAAAAAGCUUAUUGGCCCUAAUGGAUUUAAUGGAAGGGGUGAACCAAACGUGAUUAUGACGGAUGAUAGCAUUGCAGAGAGAAAAGCAUUGCAAGCAUGUUUUCCAAAAUCAACCUUGCUCUUAUGUACAUUCCAUAUUUUACAAGCAGUUUGGCGGUGGCUUUGGAACAGUAGUCACCAAAUCCAUAACAAUGAUCGAAAACAUUUAAUAAAUAUAUUUAGAAAAGUUAUGUAUGCCACAAAUGAGAAGGAAUGUAUGAAAGAAAUGAACAAUCUUAAAAUGGAUAGUUGUUCAAAAAAAUAUAUUAAUUAUUUAAAUUACGUAGAAAAAUUAUGGAAAAGAAAGACGGAAUGGUGUUUGUGUUUUCGUUCUAAAUUGGCAAUAAGAGGGAAUAACAAAAAUAAUAUUGUUGAAGCUUCAAUUCGGGUAUUUAAAGACAUUGUACUUGAGAGAUGCAAAGCAUUUAAUAUGUGUGCCUUAGCAGAUUUUAUUAGUACGGUUUUUGAAAGGUAUCAUAAAGUACGAUUAAUUAAUUUUGCUAACAAGCGUACCACAAAAAAUCAACUAUGCUAUUCAAAAUUUGUCCAUGCUGCAAAAACUUUAGUUAUAAUAAGUUAA
Messenger RNA from Macrosiphum euphorbiae (potato aphid), 807 nucleotides. NCBI's taxonomy places the organism in Eukaryota, Metazoa, Arthropoda, Insecta, Hemiptera, Aphididae. The record is from the annotation of a GenBank genome assembly.